GAUUGAUUGACCCUGCCAAUUGCCGAGGCCCUCAUUCCCCUCCACCGGCACCGUCAGAAGCACGUCCCGCCAGCAACGCUGUCGUCUUUGGAUCGAGAUCCAUGCCCGGUGGCCAUCAACAAGAGAAGACUGAGUGAGCCAUGGAUCUGGCCAUGGGGGCCAUGAGCUCCCUCCUUGGCAAACUGGGCGAGGUUAUCAAGGAGUAUAAGCUACAGAAGGGAGUUAAGAAAAAGGUCAGGUCCUUCUCUGCCCAGCUGAUGAUUGUGCGCGCUGCUCUUGGCAAGGUGGCAGAGGUGCCGCAGGAUGAGCUCGACGAUCAGAUCAAGUUUUGGGCUAAUGAUGUUAGGGAGCUGUCUUACGACAUGGAGGAUGUCGUUGACUCUCUCCUGGUGCGUGUUGAGGGCUGCGAGCCCAAUGAUAAUCAGGCCAGCUUCAAGAAGCUCAUGGCCAAGAUGGUAAACGUGUUUAAAAAGGGCAAGGCUCGCAGUGAGAUUUCCACAGCAGUCGAAGAGAUCCACAAGCAGUUGCAAGAUGUCACCACCCGACAUAAAAUGUUUGAUUUUGUUAACCUACCUGCAGCAAAAAGGACCACCGCUGACCCUUUCUGGGAGGUUUUCUAUGGAGAUAAGAAGAAUAUCAUUGGCCUCGAUAAAGCAAGGGACGAUAUUAUCAAGAAGAUCAGUGACGGCGACCGUGUGUCCAAGGCGCAUCUCAAGAUACUCUCACUUGUUGGAUUUGGAGGAUUGGGCAAGACUACACUUGCCCGAGAAGUAUAUGAUGCCCUUCCAACAAAAUUUGAUUACAAAGCUUUUGUGACUGUGUCUCAGAAUCCCGACAUGAAGAAAGUAUUAAGCAAUCUUCUCUUUAAACUUGACAAGGGGAAAAAUACCAGUCUUCAUGUAAAUGCAGCAAACUUGGAGGUAGAGCAGCUCUUCAUGCUAGUCCGUGAAUUACUUCGCGAUAAAAGGUACUUUAUCAUUAUCGAUGAUCUAUGGGAUAAAGAAGCAUGGAAAACAAUCAGAUAUGCACUUCAGGACGACAAAUGUGGAAGUAUAAUAAUUACUACAACCCGCCAUGUCGAGAUCUCUGAAGAAUGUUCGUCUUCUAAAGAGGAUAUGAUUCAUCAGAUGAAACGUCUCUCUUAUGAUGACGCCCAGAAACUUUUCUAUGGAAGAAUAUUUUCAAGUGAGGUGUGUCGUUCUGGAUUCGAGGAUGUAUCUAGAAAGAUCUUGAAGAAAUGUGCUGGGGUACCAUUAGCCAUCAUCAGUCUGGCUAGUUAUUUGGCUAAUGAUCAAAGGAUCUACCAAAUUGAGCAAUGGUAUGUUUUGCUCAACUCUAUUGGCCGUGGACUUAAAAAAGGUGAUGAUCAUGUAAAGGAGAUGAAGAGGAUAUUAUCAUUGAGCUUUUAUGCCCUCCCUCCUUAUUUGAAGACUUGCUUUUUAUAUCUAAGUAUCUUUCCAGAAGACCAUAAAAUUAGCAGAGAUCGGUUGAUAAGAAGAUGGAUUUCUGAAGGCUUUAUCCAAGUAAAAGAUGAAACUGAUAGCCAGCUUGAGCUUGGAGAUAGCUACUUCAACGAGCUAGUAAACAGAAACAUGAUCAUGCCGAUAAACAUACAUGCUGAUGGUAGGGUUGAAGCUUGUUCCAUACAUGAUAUCAUGCUGGAUCUUAUAUAUGAAUUAGCAAGUGGAGAGAACUUUGUUACUAUACUGGAUGUUAUCAAGGAAGACACACCUUUGGAAAAGAAGUUCCGCAGAUUGUCCCUCCAGAAGAGCAUGACAGGUCUCACCAAUGCUCAUAUGGCUACCACAAGCAUGUCACAAGUGAGGUCUUUUACGGCUUUUAGUCCUGCUGUUAGUAAGAUCCCCCCUCUCUCUGUAUUUCAAGUUUUACGUGUAUUGGAUCUGGAAGGUUGUGAUCUUCGAAGAAGUCCUGGUGUGGACCUUAGGCAUGUUCAAAACCUGUUACAUUUGAGAUACCUUGGGUUGAGGGGCACAAAGGUUGGCAAGCUCCCUAUGGGAAUAGGAAAGCUACAGUUUUUGCAGACACUAGACUUGCAAUUGAGCAAUUCAAAAGAAUUGCCGUCCAGUGUUGUUCAGCUGAGGCGUUUGAUGUGCCUAAUCCUUGAUUCAGAUAUGCCACUUCCGAAAGGGUUCAGCAACCUGACAUGCCUUGAACAGCUGAUGGGGCACAAUAUGGGCUUUCUUUCUGAAGAAACCGCAAAAGAGCUGGGCCAUAUGACCAGGCUAAAAGAGCUCGCCUUUAGAUUGGAUUCAAGGGAUAUUGAGCGAACUGAUAAAGCUAGUAAAGCUUUGAUUGGAUCCCUAGCCAAGCUAAACAAACUCGAGAGCCUGGAGAUCUCCGCUCCUGGUCGUUGGUUUGAGUACUUCAUGAGGGCUUGGGUGCCGUCACCAAACCUAUGCAGGCUUAAAUUGUACGGACUUUUCGUGAGCUUUCCUACAUGGAUUUGUUCUUCGUCGCUUCCGCUACUAUCCUAUCUUGAUCUAACUGUCCUUCAAGUGCAAUCCGGGGAUAUCCAGAUCCUUGGGGUGCUGCCAGCUCUCCGUUAUGUCAAUCUCGACGCAGCCAUAACAAAAGUAGUGGCGGGGAAGUUAGUGGUUAGCGCCGGUGCCUUCCCGGAGGCGAGAGUAUGCCUUCUCCGCAGAAUUGUACUGGUGAACCCAACGUUCCAACAAGGAGCCAUGCCCAUGGUUCAGCGCCUUCGCUUUGGUGUCCAAGUGAAGGACAUUGUCAGUCCUGAUUUUGAUUUGAGCGUAGGGAAUCUUCCUUCGCUACAGCAACUCAGAAUUGACCUUCUCGGUGAUAAAGUCAAACCUGAGCAUUUUUCUCAAGCCGUCGAGGCGCUGAGCCGUGUGGCGGAGGGCCAUCCCAAAAGUCCCACCCUUCGUGCCGAUAAAUACUGACAUGAUGGAGAGACCAAAUCGAGCCAAGCAAUGAACAAAAUCCAGUGUCCAGGUACCCAUUCCAUCUAGUUGUUUUCUCUUUAGCCCUCCACUGUCUGUUUACUUCACCACACCAUCAAGAAGACACAAUAUGAACUGCAUGUGAUUCUGUGUCUGCCUUUGAUUUGAGCUAGCAGGAGGUGGUUCUGUCGGCAACGAUUCUAUCGCACAUACCGCCAUCUUCCAAGCACUUCUGCAUGUUCAGUUUAUGUUCCUUCCAUGUCAUCGAGAAGAAGUUCUGUGCGCUUCUGCAUGUACUGUCCAUUUGGUGAACCAUCUGGUUUGUUCAGUGUGUAACAAGGCUAGUUUGGCGGCGUGCCAGGUUUUUUGUCCCUAAGGUUAUGUUCCUGAAGAAUCUAACUAGAGGGUUUUCCUUGUGUGCGUCGAACUCAACGGACCUAUUUCCA
Messenger RNA from Triticum aestivum (bread wheat), 3367 nucleotides. Its product is annotated as disease resistance protein RGA5. Gene Ontology annotation, biological process: defense response to other organism. The coding region runs from base 141 to 2921 and encodes 926 amino acids. The record is from RefSeq and is a predicted model, not a curated record. Gene Ontology annotation, molecular function: ADP binding. The transcript has 4 exons. Lineage: Eukaryota; Viridiplantae; Streptophyta; Magnoliopsida; Poales; Poaceae.